Molecule: messenger RNA, 1844 nt
Organism: Mercenaria mercenaria
Lineage: Eukaryota; Metazoa; Mollusca; Bivalvia; Venerida; Veneridae
Product: carotenoid isomerooxygenase-like
Exons: 13
Coding region: 91-1773 (560 amino acids)
Biological process (GO): carotene catabolic process; retinal metabolic process
Molecular function (GO): beta-carotene 15,15'-dioxygenase activity; carotenoid dioxygenase activity
Source: RefSeq, a predicted model, not a curated record
UUUAUCUGUGCACUGUGGUUUAAAUAGUUGACGGAAUUUCAAGACCCUGUGACAUCCAGGAUCAUUUGGAAUAAACCAGUUGCAGUCAAUAUGAUGCACAUUUUGCUGGUACUUCUUAGUAUCGCGAUACUUUCCACUGCGCAUGCGUUUAGCGGCAAUGAAUUGACUGAGAUGCUGAAGGAUGGACUGGGUAACGUCGUUAAGGAGACAAUUAACGGUGUUGUAACGUUAGAAAAAGGAUCCAUUCCAGUAUGGCUCUCAGGAAACUUUAUUAGACAUGCAUGUGGUGUGUUUGGUGAGACAAGUCAUAGAAACAAAGAUUUACCGAACUACAUUGAACAUUUGUUUGACUGUUUCGUAAUGGGAAGCAAGUACAGUAUAGACAAUGGUCAGGUGACAUUUACAAACAGAUGGUAUGAUACAACUGUUGAAGACAUUUACAAUUCUUAUGGUCGUGAGAUGAAUGCGUCUUCUAUGUUUGUACACUCUGUGUUCUCGAAAGUAAAUGCAAAACAGAUUGACAAGUGGAAUGGCAACAUGUCGUCGCAUAGCAAAGUGAGUGAGAUACCGAACGUUAGUUGGUGGCUGGUCGAUAACCAGGCCAUUGCCAUGACGGAACAGCCUAUAGGUGUAAUAAUUGAUCCACAUGACGUUGUGCAGAAGGGGUAUAUGCAAUACGACGAUGACAACCUUGGAGUCCCGGACACACAGCAGUACCUGUUCAGCAACAAUCCAGCCCACGAGCAAACAGAGCCAGACGGCACACUCUGGAGUACAGUCAGUGUGGUGAAGUUUGAGACCCCUUCUCACCUCAAAAUCCGGCGAAUCGUUUACAAAAUCGGUGCCGACACAGUGCGUCACGUCGUCGGUACAUAUCACUACGAGGACUCGGACAUCACGAGAUGCAAGGGCGAUAACUCCUACCCAGAUUUUGGGGCUAGAUUCGGAUACCUUCAUUCUUUUGCAAUGACAAAGAACUACAUCGUUUUACCCGAAACAGCAUUUAUGGAUGAUCCGUGUGUAUUUACCCGGUAUGACCAGUACAAACCAUUCUUUCCACAAGGGUUUCGAUAUGAACCAAACGGUUACUCACGACUUCUGGUCAUGAGAAAGUCAGACGGAGUAUUUAUUGCCAACAUCACCAUGCCUCCAUUCUUUGCUACACACCAGCUUGGUGCGUAUGAAGAUGGUAACCUCAUACACAUGGACAUGUUGACAUACAAUGACUCCGGUAUUUACGACAGGCAUAUGUUCUUAGACAAUCUGCUGAGUGAGAAUCAAUACACAACAGAUAUCUCACGCAUUACAAUUAGCUUGUCUGGCAUGUCAGCGCGCAUGCGUAGUCUACGUGCAAACGGAAAACCACCGACCGCUUUUGAGAUGCCGAAUAUUAACUACGACUACUACGGAAAGAAGUACACAUAUGCGUACUUGGCAAAGAACUUUGACAGAAGAGAUCAAAAUGCCAUUACAAAAUUGAACGUAGACACGGGUGUGGAGAUAGAGUUUGUGCUGCCUGAGGGUAUGUUCGUACAGGAGCCGCAGUUUGUAGCGAGACCAGGUGCAGUGUUUGAAGACGAUGGUGUCAUAUUGGCUCAAGGUGUGGAUGGCCGGAAGCAUAAAGCAUUUAUGGUCAUUGUCGAUGCAGGGACAAUGAUGUUGAUUGGUUACGUGACAGCCCCAGAUAUAGCACUUUUUGGUUUACACAAUAGGUUCUUUCCCAUGAAGGUUGGUAGGACGACCGUCGAUACACCUGGGGGUAUUGUGGGAUAACAUGUGAAGCAGUUGUAUAUGUACGUUAGACUGAUGUUUUGAAAAAAUAAAUAGCAAAGAUGAAAUAGAAA